AGACUAGCGACCGUUUUUCCGUGUAACACCGGAAGUAGAAGGAAUGUCAUUCUACUGCAGGACGAACAUGAGACUGUUAUGUCUGGUAUAAUGACGUGCCCGGGCUAAAUGAACGAGCUGUAGUUGUGUUGUAUGAUAAUUGUAAAUAAUAAAAAUGACAGCACUGACGUGUAAGUUUAUUAAACUAGCCGAUGGUUUGCUGAGAAGAGCGCCAGGAACCGUUUACCGAGUUGGAGCAGCGCUGCAGAGCAGAGCCCCUGUCAUUCAGUGUACGAGAACGCAUCGGACAAACACAUGGUGGGAUGAGCACCUCACAGAAGAUAAUGCUUCCUUCCUAAAGAAGGUUGUUACAGAGGAAUACAAACAACAGACCACAGACAAACUCAGUCCUCUCAAGGAUGAGCCCUGGCCCAGACAUGAGUGGGCGGAAGGGAGUCGGAGAGUCGGUCUUGUGGCCGUUAAACUUGGAAUGAUGCCUGUGUGGACCAAAUCUGGAGAGAGACACGUAGUGACAAUGCUGCAGGUGCAAGACUGUCAUGUUGUGAAACAUCUAUCCAAGGAAGAGUAUAAUGGACACACAGCGGCCCUGAUUGUGGGUGGGAAAAAUGUCUCUCCGUUUCAUAGGCCAGAGGGAUAUUUAGACGUUUUCCGGAAUGCAGGAGUUCCUCCCAAACAGAAACUCACCACGUUUUGUGUGUCAGACAACGCCAUCAUCAAACCAGGCACUCCUCUCUAUGCAGCUCACUUCCGUCCAGGACAAUAUGUGGAUGUCACAGCAAAAACAAUUGGUAAAGGUUUUCAGGGAGUGAUGAAGCGCUGGGGGUUCAAAGGUCAGCCAGCGUCCCAUGGACAAACUAAAACACACAGGAGGCCAGGCUCUCUGGGGCCGGGAGGGGACCCAGCAAAAGUUUUCAAAGGAAAGAAGAUGCCAGGCAGGAUGGGAAACAUUUACGACACCAAUCAUGGCUUGAAGGUAUGGAGAGUGAACACCAAGUAUAACAUCCUCUACGUCAACGGAUCUGUCCCGGGUCACCGCAACUGUCUUGUUAAGGUCAGGGACUCAAUUCUGCCCACUCGGUUGGAGAACAACAAGAACCCGCCAUUCCCCACGUUCUUUGCUGAUGGAGAUAAAGAGCUCCCUGAAGACCUUUUUGAUGGAGACAUGUUCCAGUUUGGGGAGGCCAUGCCUGAAUGAGGUUGUGACCCCACAAUUAUUGCAUCUAGUGGAUUCAGCACUGCUGGGCUAAGAGACUUUUAAAGAAGUGUCAAGUAAACACAUAAAUACAGGUGUUCAGGUACAGAGUAAACUCAUACUUCUGUAUAACAUCUGGAUCAUGUUGAGGUGUCAAACGCAGUUGUGUAUUUUAACAAUAAAACCUGUUUGAUAUAA
Cyprinus carpio (common carp) is the source of this 1390-nucleotide messenger RNA. Its product is annotated as large ribosomal subunit protein uL3m. The record is from RefSeq and is a predicted model, not a curated record. Gene Ontology annotation, molecular function: structural constituent of ribosome. NCBI's taxonomy places the organism in Eukaryota, Metazoa, Chordata, Actinopteri, Cypriniformes, Cyprinidae. Gene Ontology annotation, cellular component: mitochondrial large ribosomal subunit; ribosome. Gene Ontology annotation, biological process: translation.